AUGCAGUCCGUCUCCCACCUGCGCCCUCGAGCUCAUCGCCGACAAGCCCCAUGGGAAGGCCCAGGGGCUCCGGCGGAUCGCCCCUUCGGCGGCUUGAGCUCGAGGCUGGAGAAAUCGAGCCUCGCGUUCCCUCUGGAGAGCCCGACGGCCUCCGACCCCGCGAGACUCUCGUGCGAAUUCAAGGUCGGAGAUGGAAACGUCGGAGGAGAACCGAAGCCUCUUCUCCUUCCCCUGGUCGUCCAGAGGUCCGGGAAAUCUUCCCGUUACACCUGGGACGGGGCGAGCCUCGCCCUGGUGGAUUUCGAGCGGGAGCCGCCGGAAGAUCGCGAGUCCGUCAACGGCGGACUCGCCCGCCUGAUUCAGACCUCGACUCUGGCGAUUCGGGGAUUGUUCGUCCCCCGCCACGUUCAGGAGAAUUACAUGGGUUAUCUCAGGUGGAAGUUCUUGCAUCGGCUCUUCAGCUCCUCUCUCCAGGUUCUCGCGACUCAGGUACUCCCUCCGACCGAUCGAUCUCUCCUUCCCCGAGCAGAAUCGUUCGAACCUAAAUGCUGCACCGGAGAAGCGUGAUUAGAGGUGGAACUGAAACGGGAUUGAAGGAGGACGAACGACUAUUUUCCAAUGGGAAAUCCCCCCUCGAUCCACUGAUCAAUCCAGCCGUUUCUGGCUGCUUAGGUCGUAGCUCUCGAUUUCUACCUCGCUUCUGCAGAUUAAAAUCCCCCGCCGAUAUCGAUUAUCUGCAGGCAAUGUUUAGGGCAAUCGGGAUCGGAUCCUCGCAGGCGCUCUCAUCUGCGGCCGCGCUGAAUUGGCUGCUGAAGGACGGGCUCGGAAGGCUCAGCAGGUGCAUAUACACUGCCAGCCUUGGAUCCACAUUCGACACAAAUCUGAAGGUGCUCUCCCUUCUCUCAAGUUCAUAAGCGUCCAUUUCUGAUCUUUCGAGCUCGAGACAGUACUUGAUGUUCUUCCGUCGUGGACAGAUGGUCAGGUUCUCCACAUCGAUCUUGUUCAGCCUAAGCAUCGGAAUAGAGCUGCUGACUCCUCUUUUCCCCCAGAAGUUUCUGCUUCUUGCGACAUUGGCAAACGUCGCGAAAUCUAUCAGUCUCGCCGCCUACAUUGCUACCGGGGUAUGCUCAUGCUCACUAGUCCUUUGCGAAUUAAUCUGUUUCCAAGUUCUCAUCAUCACCAUAGCUUCCUCAUCGGAGACCGACCAGAACUGCUAAUCUAGAGCUCUGUUUUUUCUUGCCGAUUAUUUCAGUUCCAUCGCCUCAUCGUUCGGAUUAUGGAAAUUAAUCUGUUUCCAGGGUUAUCAUGGAAAGUAAUCAGAAUUGUGUUCUCUACGAGUUUUUUUCUCCACCAUUCAGUCUAACAAGGGAAUAUCGGUUCAUAAAUCCGCCGUCUACAUCUGCUAAUCUUCCGGAAAUCAAUCUGUCUCGAACUCAUGUCACUAGAGUACCUUUUCCCAUGCAUCUGAGACUGUAACUUCUCACUAUACAUCCGGAGCAUUCUGACCAAUCGCGUCAGUUCAUAGCCAUUGUGUGUUCUAUCUUCCUCUUUUUGAUUAAUUAAAUUGAGUCUAUUUUUUUCACCCUGCACUCUGCUAGUUCCUACCCAUUUACAGCUGCUGAUACGAGAUCUAAGUCAACGGGCAUAGCUUUAAUUGCUUCGCAAGAAAUCCAGCGGUCCUUUUAUUUAUUUUAUUUUUUGAAAUCUCUCAGUCCAGCUUGUUCUUGUCUUGACAGUCUGCCAUCCAUCGCAGUUUCGCCAUAGCCGACAAUCUCGGUGAGGUUUCUGCAAAGGCGCAGGUGAAUCAUCUCCCCUUCUUCCUUCCUCCUCCCCUCCCGUCUGGGGGCGUCUGCCCACAUCAUCUGCUCGAAUCCUACUGAGAUCUGUCCCCUGUUCCAGCUGCAGACGGUCUGUUUUGACAACCUGGGUCUAGUUCUUGCGGGUUUACUGAAUGUUCUGGGCAGGAAUAAUAGAAGGUGGACUUUGAUCCCGAACCAUGCUGAAUAAAUGUUCGUCUGGUCGUACUUGGAUGAUGAUUCCAUGGAUUCCAGAUGAUUUUCGUAGCUGUUUUCAUCACGAAUUUAACUCAUGUAUCUGCUGAUAAUUUCCAUUUUCAUGACAAUUUUCCUCAAGAUUUCAAACUGGGGUCACCUUUGUUAUAUACCCAAUUUUUGCGGCGAUUGAAUUGUUUUCAAUCUAUCAAGCUCUCAAGCACGUGCAUCUGCAGACGUUGACGAAGGUUGGUCAACUUCGAUCAAAAUUUCUCAAUAAUUGGUUUAAAGUUUGUUCUCUCUCUCUCUCUCUCUCUCUCUCUCUCUUGUUUGUCCUGAGAAAAAGGGUCCCAACUUUUGUAUGCAGAACAGGUUGGAGAUUAUUAUUGAUGCAUGGGUUCGGUCAGGGUAUGUUCCCUCGCCUGCAGAAGUGAGCCAUGAGGAAGGCGUUGACUUCCUGAACCUUAAAGGUGGGCCUAUCCGUCCCCCGGCCUUUUUUUUUUCUUUUUUUUUUUUGUAGGGUUCCUGAGAAUCAGAGGCGUGGUGAAUGACAGGAAGUGUUUUCCAUUUCAGGCAACAAGGCAUGGCCGAUCAGGAUAGGCUGCGUUGACCCUGGGUUCCAGACUUCGGCGUUUUCUUUGCCGAUCUUGCAGUGUCUGAGUGACAAGGAUCCGUAUUUCAUCUGUGUGGAGACUGCUCACAGCAACUGGACGAGGAAACCCAAGGUAAACCCUAAAACCCGUAUGGUUAUUAAUUUUGAGUUGGAUUUCUCUCUCUAGGUUUCCAAUCUGCGUCGUGGAUCUUUGCAGCAGAGGAUCCUUCUCUCCCUUCAGGAAGGAGCAGGGACCUCGGAGAUCAUCAUGGGCCUGUUGCAGGCGUGCCUCCUUCGCAGAGAGCUCGUGGCCAGCGGCGGCGUGAUCCCGGCGGAGUGGCUCCGUGCGGUGGAUGACUGCCGGAGGCGCGCGGCGGAGGAUCUCCCGGCGCUGUCGGAGGACAUCCGAAGACGCGGCUGGGCGACAAAGAACGUCCUGCUGAGCUCGCCGGAGCAGGCUCGGUACACUCUGGUGGACGACGGCUGA
Molecule: messenger RNA, 3070 nt
Organism: Spirodela intermedia
Lineage: Eukaryota; Viridiplantae; Streptophyta; Magnoliopsida; Alismatales; Araceae
Source: the annotation of a GenBank genome assembly